GUUGAAGAGGAGCACGACACAGGAACAGGUCGGUGGAGACAUUUCCUCACACAAAAUAACUCUUUCACCGUUUUUACGCAAGUAACCAGUAUGCUCUCGGGUCAAACUGUUUCACAAUCCUAAAUUAUUGAGGCAUCCAUUUGGAUAGAGAGGGCUGUUCAUCUCCACUUGUAGAGAGAUAAUGGAUCCAGAAAAUGACCCACAGGAAGAGGACACUUUCAGCAACAAAGAGAGCAAUGGCAAGCGUUCCGCUGAGGAUAUGGAGGAGGACAAGCCUCAUAAGCGCUCCCGAAAUUCUGACGACAUGGUGGAGCUUCGAAUUCUGCUACAGAGCAAAAAUGCCGGAGCGGUGAUCGGAAAGGGUGGGAAGUAUAUUAAAGCUCUGCGCACAGAUUACAAUGCCACUGUGUCAGUCCCAGACAGCAGUGGGCCCGAGCGAAUCCUAAGCAUCAGUGCCGAUAUUCCCACAGUAGCGGAGAUAUUACUGAAGGUCAUACCUACUCUGGAAGAGUAUCAACAUCAUAAUGGUGUGGACUUUGACUGUGAACUGAGGCUGCUCAUCCAUCAGAGUCUAGCUGGGAGCAUCAUUGGAGUGAAGGGCGCCAAGAUUAAGGAGCUUCGUGAAAGCACCCAGACCACCAUCAAGCUCUUUCAGGAGUGCUGUCCUCAGUCCACUGACCGCGUGGUGCUCGUGGGGGGCAAAGCGGAGCGGGUGGUGGAGUGCAUUAAAACCAUGCUGGAGCUCAUUGUGGAGGCUCCCAUUAAAGGUCGAGCUCAGCAGUACGACCCUAACUUUUACGAUGAAACAUAUGACUACGGAGGCUUCAGUAUGAUGUAUGAAGAUCGUGGACGUCGGCCUAUGGGCGGCUUCUCCUCAAGGGGGCGUAGCAGCGGCGGAGGCUUUGAUCGGAUGCCCCCCAGCGGAGGCCGUGGUGGCCACCACAUGCAGAACAGGAGAGACUAUGAUGACAUGAGCCCACGCAGGGGCCCCCCUGCUUCCCAGAGAGGGGGGAGAGGAGGGAGUCGUCCUCCACGAAACAUGCCCAUGGGAGCCUCGCACCACAGAAGAGGUGAUGAUCAGUACUCCUACAGCUCCCAGCGUGGCCACAUGGAUGAACGGCGGCAUGGGGAAAGACGAGGGCGCAAUGAUCGUUAUGGAGGCAGCAUGAAUGAUGGAUAUGACAACAGUUCCUCUUGGGAUUCCUCUUAUCAGUCUGGUGGAAGGAGCAGUUACAGUGAAGGUCCUGUGAUCACCACACAAGUCACGAUUCCUAAAGAUCUGGCGGGAUCCAUCAUCGGUAAAGGCGGUCAGAGGAUCAAGCAGAUUCGUCAUGAGUCCGGAGCCUCAAUCAAAAUCGACGAGCCCCUGCAGGGUUCUGAGGACCGCAUCAUCACCAUCACCGGGACCCAAGACCAGAUCCAGAACGCUCAGUACUUGUUACAGAACAGUGCUCUGCACCUCUUGGGACGGCAGAACUAAGCAGCCCUCCUUUCUCAGGACGUCCAUCCGGCUGCAGCUCAAGUCCUGUCCCCACAUGAUGGCCUGACACAUGACGCGUCCGUCUGUCACCUUCAUAGGAAUGAAUCAUAGCAUCGUACGAGCCCGGGCCCUCUGCUUGACCUUGAUUGUGGAUUUUGUGUGAUUGUUCUUUUUCUUUUCUUUUUCUUUUUUAUAAAUAAUAAUUUUAUAUGGGCCAACUCUCACUUCACAGAAAUCCUGGAUGAGCUGAUAACUGCUGUUCAACAGGACAUUGUUGUUGUGUCCCUUUAGGGGUGAAUGUUUAGUGAGUUCUGACACUCUUCCACUAUUCCAAACUCUAGAUCCAGAAUGUACAAAGUCACACAACAAAUAUCCCUUUCUUUCUUUUUUUUUCUUUUCUUUUUUUUUUUUUUUACACCUUGUUUUUCUGAGCGUUCUAAAAUGGCAUUAGAGGAUGAUAUGUAAAUAUCCAAUGAUACGAUGGAAAAUGAUUACUAUGGAUGUAUGAAUACCCUUUCCUUUCUCUGUUCCAUGUGUGUAAUGUUUUAUCCUCAGAAAAACAGAUCAUAUUUUCACCAGGUACUGAAGGCUCGCAGUACUUUUUUUGCAUUUCUUUUCUCCUGUCUUUUGCUGGGUUUUUUAAAUCUAGUGUUGGGAAAAAAGAAAUUGCUCUACCUCUGGAAUUUAUUUGUAGGUCUGCCAUCCUAAAAGAAAGCCCACAAUCAUUGUAUGUUGUUUUUGUUUUUUUAAAGAGAAGGAAAAAAGUGGAUUUGAAGUUUUAUGCUAUAUUGGUGUCAGAGAAGGACAAUAAUUCCCAUGCUCCUAUUCUUUGUUUUAUUUUUCUUAUCUUUAUUUUUUUACUCAAAUUGUAUCAAGUUCUCCAACCAGGCACAUUUGUAGAGUUUGUCAUUUGUCUGAAAUAAUAAAGGACUUGCCAUUUUUUUCCA
Carassius carassius (crucian carp) is the source of this 2427-nucleotide messenger RNA. RefSeq names its product heterogeneous nuclear ribonucleoprotein K-like. The transcript is spliced from 16 exons. The coding region runs from base 182 to 1480 and encodes 432 amino acids. The record is from RefSeq and is a predicted model, not a curated record. NCBI's taxonomy places the organism in Eukaryota, Metazoa, Chordata, Actinopteri, Cypriniformes, Cyprinidae. Gene Ontology annotation, biological process: regulation of mRNA splicing, via spliceosome; regulation of transcription by RNA polymerase II. Gene Ontology annotation, cellular component: cytoplasm; nucleus. Gene Ontology annotation, molecular function: mRNA binding.